CAAUAAAGAUGAACUAUCCCUUGAAAAAAUUGUAACAGCUAAGGUGCUUGUCUUUGGAGGGCCAAGGAAAAAAUUUACAGCUGUCGAGUUUGAUGUAAUCAAGCAGUACAUUGAAGGUGGUGGCAAUGUGCUGGUGUUGAUGGGAGAAGGUGGAGAAACGAGAUUUGAUACAAAUAUUAAUUUCUUACUGGAAGAUUAUGGAAUCAUGGUUAAUAAUGACUCAGUUGUAAGAACCGUCUACUACAAGUACUUCCAUCCCAAAGAGGCACUUGUAUCAAAUGGAGUUUUAAACAGAGAAAUAAAUAGAGCUGCUGGUAAAUAUGUUCCAGGAUCAUCGGACGCUGAUUCAUCUGAAUUUGGAAAGUCUGUGUCAUUUGUCUACYCUUAUGGUGCAACGCUGAAUGUUGUCAAACCUGCUGUAGCUGUAUUGUCUACUGGCAGUGUAUCUUUUCCUCUGAACAGACCUAUCUGUGGGUUCCAUUCUUCAAAGUAUUCAAGAGGAAAGCUAGCAGUACUUGGAUCCGUUCACAUGWUUAGUGAUCAGUAUCUUGACAAAGAAGAAAAUGCCAAAAUCCAGGAUGUAUUGUUCCAGUGGUUAACUACUAACGAUCUACAGCUGAACAGCAUUGAUGCUGAAGACCCUGAAAUCUCUGACUACCACUAUAUCCCAGAUACCUCAAAUCUUGCUGAACGACUCAGAGUUUGCUUACAAGAAGGAGAYGAGAUUCCUCGUGAUUUCUCAAAGAUGUUUGAUAACGAGYUGUACAAGCUGGACACCAGUGUAGUACCAGAUGUGAUUAAAUCUUUUGAAGAACUGCAUGUGAAACACGAGGCUUUACAGCUCAUCACCCCACAGUUUGAAACGCCGCUACCACCGCUACAACCUGCUGUGUUUCCUCCAACCUUUAGAGAGCUACYAGCACCUGCUCUAGACUUGUUCGACUUGGAUGAAGCAUUCUCUUCUGAAAAAGUCCGAUUGGCGCAGAUAACGAACAAAUGUACAGAGGAUGAUCUCGAGUAUUACGUACGAGAGUGUGGGGAUAUCCUAGGGGUUACCCAUAAACUCCCUAUCGAUAAUCGUGACGCCAAGCACAUACUAGACCAUAUCUUUCAUCAGGUGGUGGAGUUUAAGAAAUUAAACCAGGAGGCUGAUGAUACAACAGGAUUGACCAACUAGACGUACCAGUCUUAUUAUCUGUAUUUAUAUUCUGGAUAAAAACACCACUCGUAAAGAUAAUAGGUCAUUGGACAAACCUGUAUAAAGAACCCACUAGAUCGAUAUUAUUUAUUAGAUGGAUGCACCCAGUUACAGUCAGUCUAUAUUCUUUACAUUUAUCCACCUUGCAUGUGUUACUUUAGAGUAGGUUUCUUAUGAUUGUUCCCGGGGGAAACAAGGAUUAGGUGCGUAACCGGUGACCGUCAAGAGGUAUCCUUGCUAUAAUACACCAUACUGAUUCGAUGGUUAGUAAUCACAUGCGCUGUGAUUGGUUCCUUUGUUCCUUACCGUGACCGUGUAACAUUUUCCUAUAACGCAAAACCUGUACGAUAUAAGUUCAAAGGGUGAUUUAAGAAACAAUGAAAUACAAAGGUACAUAUGUAGGCAAGGAUCCUACAACAGAUUCCAAAGAGAUCGAGAGAGAUUGGAGUGCACCCUUCUUAAACUUAUCUUGAAUACAAGGCUUACAUGGAAAUACGAAAGAAAUGCCACAAAUUCCAUCGAAAAAAAGUUUGAUUUAUUUUCUAUUUUUUAUGUAUUUUUUUAAGAAGAGUCCAUUGGCCUAUUUGAGGUUGCGCACCGUAAAACAGUCCCAUGAUUCAUCGUGCACCCUACUCGUUACCAGUUUUCCGCGCAACCUAAGCCUACAGAGCAGGCGUUCUUUUCCCCAAAUCCACAGGGACGCCUGGUUUUCAGGCUAGCGCAACCUCGGAACAUGGAUCGUUGUUUAGGUAUUACAGACUCUAGCAAUACUUUAAAAGCAUUUUUUUUUUUUUUUUGCCAUUCGUGUGCCAGUGGGUGUGGCAGGAACAAAACAUAGCUCUUAACUGUUUAAAAAGCUGUAAAUAAACCAGUUGUAAAGUUAAUAUAUUGAGAAUUAAAAGUGUCUGGAUUUC
This is a messenger RNA of Actinia tenebrosa (Australian red waratah sea anemone), 2112 nucleotides long. RefSeq names its product intraflagellar transport protein 52 homolog. Gene Ontology annotation, cellular component: centriole; intraciliary transport particle B; cilium. NCBI's taxonomy places the organism in Eukaryota, Metazoa, Cnidaria, Anthozoa, Actiniaria, Actiniidae. Gene Ontology annotation, biological process: intraciliary transport; cilium assembly. The record is from RefSeq and is a predicted model, not a curated record.